GGAUACUCAGGUGAGGUCAUUCAGGGGACAAAAGGUCACAGUUCAUGGGAUCAGAGUCCGUGCAACCGGUCGGCCGGUGCUGCUUCUGUUUACUGGCAGAUGACCGGGGAAACAUGACGGUUAACAUCCCAACUCUACUCCGACCUGGUGUCAGACUGCCUGUUCUGGGACUUGGAACAUGGAAGUCCAAACCGAACGAAGUCUCCACAGCCGUGAGGGUGGCCAUCGGCGCGGGAUACCGGCACAUCGACACCGCGUGGAACUACGGGAACGAGACGGAGGUGGGGCAGGGGGUGAGGGAUGCUCUCAGAGACGGGACGGUGGAGCGGAAAGAGCUUUUCAUCGUCACCAAGUUGUGGUGCACGUUCCAUCGGCCUGAGGACGUGAAGCUGGGUAUAGCGGACAGCCUGAACAAACUGGGACUGGACUACGUGGAUAUGUACCUCAUGCACGGUCCUCAGGGCUUCAAGGGUCCCAAGAUACGUCCCACCAGUGAUAGUGACUACGAUGACACAGACUAUGUCCACACAUGGAAGGCCAUGGAGUCCCUUGUUGACGAGGGUCUGGCCAGAUCUCUGGGUGUGUCAAACUUCAACAGCCAGCAGGUAGACAGGGUGCUGCAAGCAUGCAGAAUCAAACCUGUUGUUAAUCAGGUGGAACUGCAUCCAUACCUGCCCCAGUUAGACCUGAUCAAGUACUGUCAAUCCAAGGAUGUCAUCCUUACUGCGUACAGCCCCUUCGGCUCCACCCCUGAAGUAGGAAAUGAACCACGGUUAUUGGAAGACCCAGUAGUUGUUGCAAUUGGCAAAAGGCACAGGAAAUCCCCAGCGCAGGUACUUCUCCGCUACCACCUAGAACGCGGGAUCUCUGUCCUGGCAAAGAGCAUCACCCCAACCAGGAUCCGUCAGAACUUAGAGGUGUUCGAUUUCAGACUGACAGAAGAUGACAUCAGGACUCUGAACAGUUUGGAUAGGAACCACCGAUACGUCACGUGGCAAUACUCCAGAACACAUAAAUAUUACCCAUUCAGUGACCAGCCGAGGUCGGUACAAUGACGCAAUAUCACCCAAAGCAACCUGGUCUGUUAUUUUCUG
This is a messenger RNA of Branchiostoma belcheri (Belcher's lancelet), 1094 nucleotides long. Its product is annotated as 1,5-anhydro-D-fructose reductase-like. The coding region runs from base 45 to 1055 and encodes 336 amino acids. The record is from RefSeq and is a predicted model, not a curated record. Gene Ontology annotation, molecular function: aldose reductase (NADPH) activity. Gene Ontology annotation, cellular component: cytosol. The transcript has 10 exons. Lineage: Eukaryota; Metazoa; Chordata; Leptocardii; Amphioxiformes; Branchiostomatidae.